Messenger RNA from Drosophila virilis, 1318 nucleotides. RefSeq names its product farnesyl transferase alpha (gene Fnta). Gene Ontology annotation, molecular function: CAAX-protein geranylgeranyltransferase activity; protein farnesyltransferase activity. The record is from RefSeq and is a predicted model, not a curated record. NCBI's taxonomy places the organism in Eukaryota, Metazoa, Arthropoda, Insecta, Diptera, Drosophilidae. Gene Ontology annotation, cellular component: protein farnesyltransferase complex; cytoplasm; CAAX-protein geranylgeranyltransferase complex. Gene Ontology annotation, biological process: protein farnesylation; protein geranylgeranylation.
AUGCUCUAAAGGUAUUUCCCAUAGCUUAAAUUUAUCGCAAGUGUUGCCAUUCGCAGUGAAUGGCAAAUUGACGCGCACUACGGUGAAUGGUUAAUGAGUCAGCUGUUGAAUUUUCAAAGGCCGUGUGUCUCUAUGAGAGAGAACAUUUUGACAAAAAAAAAAAAAUUAUCUGGAUUUUGCCAGCAUUUAACUGUGUUCCGCCCAAUUGUGCAGUUGCAAGCGCAUAAUGGGAGAUAGUUCUGAUGAGGAAUAUCUGCACACCGAAUGGGUGCCAUAUAGCGAGCGCAAGGAGUGGGCAGAUGUGACGCCGCUGCCGCAGGACGAUGGGCCCAAUCCUGUUGUGUCCAUAGCGUAUAGGCCCAAAUUUCGUGAGGUAUUUGACUACAUGCGCGCCAUUAUUGCCAAGGGCGAAAAGUCUCAGCGUGCCUUGGAGCUGACCACCGAAGCGUUGCGCCUGAAUCCCGCCAAUUAUACGGUGUGGCAGUACAGAAGGGACAUAUUGCGCGAACUGAAGGCUGACUUACAGGAUGAACUGGAUUAUUUGGAGGAGGUAAUUGGACAGAAUGCGAAGAACUAUCAGGUGUGGCAUCACAGACGCGUCAUUGUCGAAAUGAUGAACUGUCCCAAAUGGGAGCUGGAAUUGACACAAAAUGCGCUGGACAACGAUGGCAAUGCCAAGAACUAUCACGCCUGGCAGCAUCGCCAAUGGGCCAUACGCACAUUCAACCUCUAUGACGACGAGCUGGACUUUGUCGAUCGUUUGAUUUGCGAGGAUCCGCGCAACAACUCUGCAUGGAAUCAGCGAUUUUUUGUGGUUAAGCAUUUAGGUUUCACCCCGGAGGUAAUCAAACGGGAGCUCGCGUACGCUAUGAAUCGCAUACGUGUUAUUAAGAACAAUGAAAGCCCGUGGAACUAUUUGGUGGGAGUGCUGCGGCAAACCGAGUCUGGACAGCUUAAUAGCCAUCCCGAGGUGGUGGAGUUCAGCAAGGGAUUGUAUAAUGCGGGCAAUCGUUCACCAUAUUUGCUAGCAUUUCUCAUCGACCUGUACCAGGAGCAGGCGCUGCAACAAAACGACAACGAAAGUGCCGAAAAGGUCUACGCCAUGUGCAAUGACAUGGCCAGCAAACAUGAUGUUAUACGUCGUAAAUACUGGCAGUAUGUGGCGACGCACUUGAAGAGCCAGCUAAGCAAGUCCUCGAACCCGAAGCAGCAGCAGCAAUAGAGAAGAGUUGUUCCUAGUUUUGGACUAUGUACACGUGCCCAGCAGACAUUCUUGAUACAGAAAUACAUACUACAUUUAGACUAUACAAACCAUAAA